AUGGCUGAUAUACAAGGUUAUUUAGUAAAGCAAGGUGGAUCAAUUAAAACUUGGAAAAAAAGAUGGUGUGUUUUAAAGAAUGGGUCAAUAUUUUAUUCAAAAAAAGCAAAUAGUGGUGAAUUAGGUAUCAUUCAUUUAAAAUGUGUUAGUUCAGUAGUUGCAAGUACAAAAAAGAAGAAUAAUUGCUUUGAAAUCGAAACACCAGAAAGAACUUAUUAUAUGAAAGCACCAUCACCACAGGAUAUGAAUCAAUGGAUCGAAGUAUUAAAUCAGCAUUUAAAGAAACUAAAGGAACAAAGCAAUGGCGCAAACGGAUUGGCAAAACCAGAGCGUAUUACAGUGGAAGAUUUCGAUUUAUUAAAAGUUAUUGGUAAAGGAAGUUUUGGCAAAGUAAUGCAAGUUAGAAAAAAAGAUAAUAAUAAGAUAUACGCAAUGAAAGUUUUAAACAAGAAUAACAUUCUAGAGAGAAAAGAGGUCGAUCAUACACGUGCAGAAAAGAAUAUACUCCAAAAAUUGGUUCACCCAUUCCUUGUAAAUUUAAAUUAUAGUUUUCAAACCAACGACAAGCUCUACUUUAUCAUGGAUUAUGUGAAUGGUGGAGAGUUGUUUUUCCACUUGCAGAACGAGGAAAAGUUUGACGAAUCGCGUGUAAAGUUUUAUUGUGCAGAGAUCGUUUGUGGUUUAGAGUAUCUUCAUAAUUGCGGCGUUCUUUACCGUGACUUGAAGCCAGAGAAUAUUUUAUUGACCGAAGAUGGCCACAUUUGUAUGACCGAUUUCGGCAUCAGCAAAGAAGGUUUGCUCUCUGACAACGAUCGUACCAAAACUUUUUGUGGAACACCAGAAUAUUUAGCCCCAGAGAUUCUCAAAGGAAACUCCUAUGGUAAAGCGGUCGAUUGGUGGAGUUUUGGCACCCUGGUAUACGAAAUGCUUUCUGGUUUACCUCCAUUUUACUCUCAAGACGUAAGAGAGAUGUACAAUAAAAUUAUAAACGAAGAAUUAAAAUUCACACCUCAAUUCUCUGCAGAGGCCAGAGAUUUCAUAUUGCUCCUCCUAGAGAGAGACCCAAAUAAAAGACUAAAAGAUCCAAAAAUUAUUAAAUCCCAUCCUUUCUUCAAAGGUGUCGAUUGGGAUAAAUGUUUAAAGAAAGAAUUAACUCCACCAUUCAUACCUCAAGUCAAUGGUAAAGCUGAUACAAGUCAAAUCGAUAGUGGCUUCCUUGUUGAAACUGCCAAAUUAUCUUUAGAUCCAACAAGUUUAAGUUCCUCAAUGCAAAAAAAUUUUGAAGGUUUUACAUUUAUAAAUGUUAAUGAACAUUUAAAUACUUAA
Dictyostelium purpureum is the source of this 1326-nucleotide messenger RNA. RefSeq lists its product as uncharacterized. Lineage: Eukaryota; Evosea; Eumycetozoa; Dictyosteliales; Dictyosteliaceae. Gene Ontology annotation, biological process: protein phosphorylation. The transcript has 2 exons. The record is from RefSeq and is a predicted model, not a curated record. Gene Ontology annotation, molecular function: protein serine/threonine kinase activity; ATP binding. The coding region runs from base 1 to 1326 and encodes 441 amino acids.